GGCGGGACAGAGGUGGCGGAAGUGCCCCGGGCUCUAGUCUGAAGCCGAGCGGGAGGGUCCCGGAAGUGGCCCGCUCUAGGCGUGUCAUUUCUUCUGCUCCUGUUUGAGCCGCGAUGGCGGGAAAGGCGGCGCUGCCGCCGCCGGCGGGCGGGGAACCUGCAGCGGCCGAGGCAUCGGAGAGCGUCCGGCCGCCGAAGCUGAGAGGGGGAAGAAUUGUGCCUUCCCGUUAUCUGCAAUAUGAUAAAAAGGGAGCUGGGAAGGCCAGCUCUAACACCAGCGAGCUGGAAAAGGCAGCCUCUCCAAAGAGACCGUCCAUUUGGAUCCGGAAGCAGAAGAACUUGGCAGAACCGGCCACUGGGUUGUUGCAGUCAACUGUGCUGGAAGGCCAUGGAACUGCAAGACCCGACCUGGAAUUUUCUGUCGUCAAAGGCAAGAACUGCCACCGGACGCUGCUCUCAAGGCCUGUCGAAAAAGCUGGCUCCAGGAAAGAGCAGACCCUGGUGCCCUCCGAUCCCGAGAUGCUGAUCCGAAUGCUGGAGUCGCAGACGCUCCUGCUGACCUAUGCAAACGUGAAGAUGGAGAAGAACAUGGCCCUCUUUGAGGAGAAGGCCGAAAAGAACUUGCUGGCGCUCUGUGAGGAGCGAGGGAGGCUUCGGCAGGAGGUGCAGCUGAAGAAGAGCCGGCUGAGGCGGCUGGAGAAGCAGCAGGAGCUCUCGGAAGCCCUGGAGACGCAGACUGAAGCGCUUUCCCCUGCUUCUGAGCGGAGCCUCCGGUUCCAAGAGGAGUACAAGAGCUUUGCCACCGCCCUGGACUCGACCCGGCACGAGCUGCCCUUCCGAGGGGUCCACGUGGGAGAGGACAAGAGCCAGUUCCUAGCGGAACUGGAGAGAUUGCUGGCCGGCACUCUGGGCGCGCUGGGGGAGAUCCUGGAAGCCAACUCCCCAGAGAACGCCAAGGCGCUGAGCCUCAUGCGAGACCUCCAGCAGGCCGCCCUGCAGCUGGACGUGGAGUUGCCAAGGACCUUUCAGCAGGUGCUGGACCUGUCUGCGGACGUCAGCAAGGAAGUGUCCCUGCAUUAUCAGCAGCUGUGUGAGGAUGCUCUGGGGCUGGAGGCCAUGAAGCCCUGGUACUUUGGCUAGGGUGGGCAGCCGCUCUUGGAUGUGGGGCACCCCAUGGCUGCCUGGCCCUGCGUGUCCCUUUGGCUGCUGGCUGGAUGAGGAUCAGAGCGACAUUUUCCAGGAUCCGGGUGGUGGAAUCUGAAUCUCCUUCCUCUGUGUGUCGGAGGUCUGUCUUGGAGAGAGAUCUGUGUGUCUAUGUGUGUGUGUGUGUGUGUGUGUGUGUGUGUGUGUACAAACUAAACUAUUUUCACAUUAAACUUCCUUUUUGCAA
Messenger RNA from Hemicordylus capensis (graceful crag lizard), 1389 nucleotides. It is a transcript of the gene HAUS8, whose product is annotated as HAUS augmin like complex subunit 8. The transcript is spliced from 11 exons. Gene Ontology annotation, biological process: spindle assembly; centrosome cycle. Gene Ontology annotation, cellular component: cytoplasm; nuclear microtubule; centrosome. The record is from RefSeq and is a predicted model, not a curated record. Gene Ontology annotation, molecular function: microtubule binding. Bases 114 to 1139 code for a protein of 341 amino acids. Lineage: Eukaryota; Metazoa; Chordata; Lepidosauria; Squamata; Cordylidae.